This is a messenger RNA of Sinocyclocheilus rhinocerous, 7581 nucleotides long. RefSeq names its product pro-interleukin-16-like. The transcript is spliced from 29 exons. Gene Ontology annotation, biological process: leukocyte chemotaxis; induction of positive chemotaxis. NCBI's taxonomy places the organism in Eukaryota, Metazoa, Chordata, Actinopteri, Cypriniformes, Cyprinidae. The record is from RefSeq and is a predicted model, not a curated record. Gene Ontology annotation, molecular function: CD4 receptor binding; cytokine activity. Bases 224 to 6520 code for a protein of 2098 amino acids.
UACAAACGCUCCUCUUAACUCACUGACAGCCUCUGGCACUACUCCGAGUGAGAGAGGGCGAGCGAGAGAGAGACAUUUCUGAGCAUAGAGGGGGAACUUGUUCAGUGGUGGACUUCUAUCAUGCUGAACUGACCAGCCAGCGUCUUCCCUCUGGAAUACUUUACCAAACAGCUGCUAGGACGAGACUCGCAACACAGGGAUCAUUUCACUGCAAGACGCCAAAAUGCUCAGCUUUGAGCGGCCCCCUCCAUUAGCAGUGAUGCAUCCUGGGAGAGAACCUCCCUCUGUGGCCAUCCUGCCUCUGAGAAACUCCCACCAACAGCAGCUGCAUCACAGGAGGAGAACCAAGAGGAUGGAGAGGGGCAAAGCGGGACUGCGCUCCAAGAAACUAGCCAUCCUGUCACGGUCGCUCAUCAUCUGCAGCUCCAGCACCAAUGAGGACGCGUCCAGUCCAGAAGAGAGGUACCGUGAGCCCUGGGAUGGCGGGCUGGAGGAGACACACCGCAGGGACCCGCUGGAAGGGUCCAUGGGAAAUUCAGAAAAAUACAUGACGAGGAGCGUCAGCAUCCAGGCGCCUCAGAGGGGCCAGGAGGACCCCAAAAGAACUAUGAGGAGGUCCUUCUCCAUCAAGGAAAGCAGUUUCUGGAGAAUGUGUGUCGCCUCGCGGGAGGAGGGUCUGCAAGCGGGUGAUAACAAACUUCAGUCCAGCAACAAUGGUGCGUCUGUUGGACAAGACUUACACAGGGACACUUACAUCUACUUUGGAGACAGACUUGCCCCAUUUAACGGACAGAUUAUAAACGAUCAAACAAAACCGGAGGCUGAUCCAGAGAAAAGGCCUGUGCUGAAGACUGAAGGUUUCUCUCCAUGUGAAAGCAGAGCUCUGUUCGCUAAUAUCAAUGAAUCAGACCAGCUUGGCUACACUUAUGGAGAAAAGGAGGCAAUGGGAAACAACAAUAACUUGAAGAUGCCAGUUAUUAAGGUGUCAGACGAUGACAGCAAGAACUGCGACAACGAGGAUCAGAGCUGCCAAGAGACGUCCUGCAAGAGAUCUCGCUUCAACUCCACCAGCGUUCACCCAUACUGGAUCGGAGACUUGGAUACCAUCAUUAUGAAGACGCCAGAGCUGUUCCUGUGUCCCGCCCACGCCACCGCAGGCUUUUACGGCAACAGGAAGUCUCUCUCUCAGCAGCUGGAAUUCCCUCACAGCAUUCCACAGGCUGUGGUUAGACCGUCUCGCUCUCUAAGUUCAGCACACUUGGUCCCGUCCUGCAGCACUGUGCAGGCCUUCAUCAUCUCCAACAUUGUCCUCAUGAAGGGCCAUGGAAAGGGCCUGGGAUUCAGUAUAGUAGGAGGAAGAGACAGCAUGUACGGCCCAAUGGGGAUUUACGUGAAGACCAUUUUUCCUGGAGGCGCAGCGGCCGCUGAUGGAAGACUACAGGAAGGAGACGAGAUACUGGAAUUGAAUGGUGAAUCUCUGCACGGCCUGACCCAUGAAGAUGCCUUACACAAGUUUAAACAAGUGAAGAAGGGUUUGUUAACGCUGGUGGUGAGGACCAGUCUGCGGAUGGGCGCUGUGCCAGGCAGCCAUGGCCAGGUGUCUCAGUUAUGCCGAUCCAGAUCUCUGAGCUCCAGCACCAGUAUCAGUCGAGUCAGUGCUGAUCUGGGAGAUUAUAACUGCCUCAAUAACCCUGCAAAAGCUCAGGACAGAGUCAUGAUGGAGAUCACGCUGCAGAAGGAGUUUGGUGUAGGUUUAGGUAUUGGCCUGUGCUGUGUACCUUCUGCUGGCGGCUGUCCAGGAAUCUACAUUCACACGCUGUCACCAGGAUCAGUGGCCCACAUGGAUGGACGAUUAAGAUGUGGCGAUGAGAUCAUGGAGAUCAAUGACACGGUGGUUUGCAACAUGACGCUGAACGAUGUGUACACGGUUCUGAGUCAGUGCAGCCCGGGACCGGUUCAGAUCAUCAUCAGUCGACACCCCGACCCAAAAGUUUCUGAGCAGCAGCUGAACGAGGCCAUCGCUCAGGCAGUGGAGCACAGCAGACUGAGGAGAGACAGGAGACAGUGGAGUAUGGACGGAUGUAACAGCAAGCAAGCGGUGGAGCACAGCAGACUGAGGAGAGACAGGAGUCAGUGGAGUAUGGACGGAUGUAACAGCAGUCUGAGGAGAUCCGAUGCCUGUUCUCACAGCAGACAGAAGUGUAUCCGCUGUCUGGACCGGAGCACGAGUCAGCUGACCUGUAGACGAGCACAGAAACCCAUGAUGCGAUCGUGCAGUGAGGGAGCCUACAGCCAGCGCUGUAUACCGGCCAGCACCACCACUCAAUCCUUCCUCGAACCCCAGCACGUCACCAGAGUACAGAGCAUGGACGUCUCUUUAACAACCAACAGUGAAACUUCACUUAAUAACACACUGUCUCCAGCCUCGUUCGCAGACGACGACUAUAAGAUUCCCUAUACAUGUCCAAUGAAUUUCACUGGACAACAAACAUUAGAUGUGCAUGCAGGUGUGGUGAGGAGCUCAAUGCAAGGAGCAACAAACCAGGCACGGAGGUACUGCAGACGACAGGAUGUCAGCAGUCAGGAAGCGCUCACUGAUUCGGGCGGCUCUAGUCGAGGUUCACCAGUGAAAGAGGAAGAUCUGCUGCCUUCUCAAAGCAACUGCCAGUUUUUCUGCAGUCUAUACAGGGCUUUGAGAAAGAUCUCAAGGCUUCUGUUUAAGAAUGAAGUGGUUGAAGGCGCAGAAGUCGGAACUAAAGCAUUUGCCUGUAUCUCUGAGCCUAAAAGUGACUCAACACACAGAGGGGACAGACAGCACAGAGGUCCAGAGUCCCCAUCUAAAGUGUGUAGUCCAAGUAAGCGGGUCGGUCUGAGACGUCAGGCUCAUUUGGAGGUCAGUACAGAUCAACCACUUGACCCCUGGGUAAAGCUGACCGAAAGCCCAGAGAACCAGUCCUACUGCUACAAAACCAUGAGUGACCAAAAUGGAGAUAGUGAGGUUAAUGGCACGGCCUCUGAAACCACAAACACCACCUCAGACUCCAAAUCUGAGCAAUCUCCCAAUGGCAAAAAAGCCCCCCCGGUGGCUCCAAAGCCUGCAUGGGCACGUCAGAGCAUUAAGAGCAUUAAGUCUGGGAAACCGAUAACAGAAGCUUUGAAGCAUCCAGAUAACAGGAGUCAAGAUACUGGCAGGACCUUUGGGAUUAGUCUGAGGGCCGCUACAUCGGGAGCCAAUUUGUCAAUCAGGCAGAAGAUCAGCUCGUUUGAGACUUUCUCUAGUGCCGAUGGAUCCGAAAGGCCAAGCAGGCGACUGGCCCCAACUGCAUCUCUUCCUCCAGUGGAGAAGAUGGCUAAAACCUCAUCUGCAGACUACAGCAGUGCAGGGAGAACUAAAGUUACCACAAGCAACUUGCACAAUAAUGAUGACUGCCAGUCUACACCAACAAUUUCAGCCACCACCCAGCCUCCAGAAGAAGAAAAGCAAGAACCAGCUUCCCUCGGUUCAGAUAUCAUUUCAGAGCCCCAUCCUGCAGAGGAAGAAAAACAAUCAACUUCUCAUGAUUCAGAGCCCUGUAAGCCGAUCCCUGCUGAGGAACCUGCUCUUGACUCCACAAAAGAGCUUCCACCUGCUACUGAGACUGAGCAAGAACCCUCACCUUCUGAAGAGGAUUUGCCCCCUUCAAGCCACGUCCCGAGGAGAUCGAGCAGCUCAAAGGAGGGUCCUAUAGAAAAAACUGAAGGUGCAGGAACUCAUGCGGUGAGCUUGAGGACCCGGAGUCUACCCCUCAGUCUGAGGAGAUCCGAUGCCUGUUCUCACAGCAGACAGAAGUGUAUCCGCUGUCUGGACCGGAGCACGAGUCAGCUGACCUGUAGACGAGCACAGAAACCCAUGAUGCGAUCGUGCAGUGAGGGAGCCUACAGCCAGCGCUGUAUACCGGCCAGCACCACCACUCAAUCCUUCCUCGAACCCCAGCACGUCACCAGAGUACAGAGCAUGGACGUCUCUUUAACAACCAACAGUGAAACUUCACUUAAUAACACACUGUCUCCAGCCUCGUUCGCAGACGACGACUAUAAGAUUCCCUAUACAUGUCCAAUGAAUUUCACUGGACAACAAACAUUAGAUGUGCAUGCAGGUGUGGUGAGGAGCUCAAUGCAAGGAGCAACAAACCAGGCACGGAGGUACUGCAGACGACAGGAUGUCAGCAGUCAGGAAGCGCUCACUGAUUCGGGCGGCUCUAGUCGAGGUUCACCAGUGAAAGAGGAAGAUCUGCUGCCUUCUCAAAGCAACUGCCAGUUUUUCUGCAGUCUAUACAGGGCUUUGAGAAAGAUCUCAAGGCUUCUGUUUAAGAAUGAAGUGGUUGAAGGCGCAGAAGUCGGAACUAAAGCAUUUGCCUGUAUCUCUGAGCCUAAAAGUGACUCAACACACAGAGGGGACAGACAGCACAGAGGUCCAGACUCCCCAUCUAACGUGUGUAGUCCGAGUAAGCGGGUCGGUCUGAGACGUCAGGCUCGUUUGGAGGUCAGUACAGAUCAACCACUUGACCCCUGGGUAAAGCUGACUGAAAGCCCAGAGAACCAGUCCUACUGCUACAAAACCAUGAGUGACCAAAAUGGAGAUAGUGAGGUUAAUGGCACGGCCUCUGAAACCACAAACACCACCUCAGACUCCAAAUCUGAGCAAUCUCCCAAUGGCAAAAAAGCCCCCCCGGUGGCUCCAAAGCCUGCAUGGGCACGUCAGAGCAUUAAGAGCAUUAAGUCUGGGAAAUCGAUAACAGAAGCUUUGAAGCAUCCGGAACCGAAGCAUAACAGGAGCCACGAUACUGGCAGGACCUUUGGGAUUAGUCUGAGGGCCGCUUCAACGGGAGCCAAUUUGUCAAUCAGACAGAAGAUCAACUCGUUUGAGACUUUCUCAAGUCCUGAUGGAGCCGAAAGGCCAAGCAGGCGACUGGCCCCAGCUGCGUCUCUUCCUCCAGUGGAGAAGACGACUGAAACCUCAUCUGCAGACUACAGCAAUGCAGGGAGAACUAAAGUUACCACAAGCAACUUGCACAAUAAUGAUGGCUGCCAGUCUACACCAACAAUUUCAGCCACCACCCAGCCUCCAGAAGAAGAAAAGCAAGAACCAGCUUCCCUCGGUUCAGAUAUCAUUUCAGAGACCCAUCAUUCCCCGGCAGAGGAAGAAAAUCAAUCAACUUCUCAUGAUUCAGAGCCCUGUAAGUCGAUCCCUGUUGAGGAACCUGCUCUUGACUCCACAAAAGAGCUUCCACCUGCUACUGAGACUGAGCAAGAACCCUCACCUUCUGAAGAGGAUUUGCCCCCUUCAAGCCACGUCCCGAGGAGAUCGAGCAGCUCAAAGGAGGGUCCUAUAGAAAAAACUGAAGGUGCAGGAACUCAUGCGGUGAGCUUGAGGACCCGGAGUCUACCCCUCAGUCCCUCUUCAGAUGCCCCCAACUCAAGCGGCUUGGAUGGGGAGAGCCUUGGGAUCAUCUUGUCCUUCAGCAACCAAGUGUCCAAUGCUUUGAUGCGAUCAAUGCAAUCCCUGCCGCAGUCCCCUUGCAUUCGGUUUGGGAACCCCUGGAGCGCCCCACCAGGAUCCCCUCUUCAUAACCCAAUAGAGGAAGACUCUCCUGGUGAAAAGCUCCCACCUUCAACAGCACUAGAAAACAACGAAAAGGGUUUCUCUGUAAGCUUGGCUAAACUGAGGGAGCGUACCAUCGAGAGAGGGGAGGAGUGCGAGAAGGAAGAAUGGAAACCUGAACGACCGCUCACUUCAGCCACAGAUGUCUGUGCCCAAUCCAUGCUCUCAGCCCUUCCGCCACAGGAGAUUCAGCAGAUGAUCCAGGAAGUCAAGGAUCUGGAUGAAGACACGCUAAGGCAACUGGAAGACAUCCAUGUUGUGAUUCUACAUAAAGAAGAAGGAGCUGGCUUGGGUUUCAGCAUCGCUGGCGGUAUUGAUCUGGAGAACAAAGCAACUACAGUUCACAGGGUGUUUCCCAGUGGUCUGGCUGCUCAGGAGGGCACCAUAGAAAGAGGAGAUGAGGUGCUGUCCAUUAACGGUCAAACACUAAAAAACGUCACACACAGCGACGCCACAGCGAUUCUCAGGCAGGCCCGCACCAUGAAGCAGGCGGUGAUAGUGGUGUCCAAAAACAAAGACCCAGAAGGGAAGGGAGGCGCUAACGCUAACGAGUCCAGCUGCAGCAGUGGGGCAGAGAGCAGCAUCACAGGGGACGAUGGAGGUGAAGCUGUAACAAUCGAGUUGGAGAAGAAUGCAGGUGGAGUUGGAUUUAGUCUUGAGGGAGGAAAAGGCUCCAUUAACGGUGACAGACCACUAACCGUCAACAGAAUAUUUACAGGGAGUGACGCUGAGCAGAAGGGGCUGAAGUCUGGUGAUGAGGUACUGCAGAUACAGGACUCGUCUCUGCAGGGUCUCACACGUUUUGAGGCCUGGACACUCAUUAAAGGCCUUAAUGAUGGGCCGUUUACACUCGUCAUUAAGAGAAAAAAAUGCGAUUAGAGCUAAACUCCACUCAGAAGCACCCAGAAGAAAAUACUGUACUUAUCUCAAACUUCAUUUCAAGCGUUGGGGAAAUGCCUCCACUUGCUAAAAAAUGUACAUUACAAAUCAGUGUUUCUUAAAAGCAGGGUUCCCAUAUGAUUUGACCAAUGAAUUUAUUUCAUUUAAAUUUUUCUUACUGCAAUCAAGACUGCAGUCAAAAAGAACAAUUUCUAUCCAAUUAAGUGUUUUAGAGUUGAGCAAGAAAAACCUAUACACACUGUAAACCUUUACAUGACUUUUAGGUUCCCCCUUCCCCACUUUCAUGAGUUUUGCAGGCCUGGAAAUCCCAUUUCCCUGAUAUUUCCAGGUUUUCCAUGACUGGGGAACCCCGUUGGGAUCAUUCAGUUGCCUUGAUUGCUCCAUUUUGCCAUUAAUGCAUAUUGACAGUAUGACUUUCAUAUCCUAUAUGAUGUGCAUGAUGUGCAUCACUGCAUGAUGUGGUACUACAUGAUCAGGAAAGCUUGUUUUUCUGAGAAGAGUUUUAUAGCGCUUCACUGUGCUGGUAUAGUACUGUUUUACUGUCACAAUCAGGGAUUCAUUAAAAAAAAAGAUACUUUUCAAGUCUGCCUGUUUUGAUGCAAUGAUUUGCACAAGCCUGUAAAUAGUUUCGGAUAUAUUUCUACACCAUUUCACCAAAGCAGAAACAUGUCAACAUGUCAACAUGUAAAGAACAUGUCAUGAAGCAUUUGUGGCACACAGUUUUCAAGAGAUCAGAAAUAGAAUAUUUCAAAAAUCUUUUGUCAAAUGCUCCCCCUGACAGUACAUUGCUCUAGUUUUUCAAAGCCAGAAAUAAUAAAUAUAUUCCUCUGAUGUUUUCAAAAAUAUAUAUUAUCUAACAGAAUACACCUUUGACAGUUUAAAAAAAAAAAAAACUACUGUGCCUCUAGUAUUCUGGUCUUGUUAGUUUUUUUCCCCCUUAAAAAGAAAGGCCUUAAUAUAUUGAAACUGUGUCAGAAGAAAGAUGUUUUACAUGUAAUUACUUGUUAAGGUUUGUAAUGUUGAAAUAAAGUGUGAUACAA